This is a messenger RNA of Phodopus roborovskii (desert hamster), 724 nucleotides long. It is a transcript of the gene Ly6l, whose product is annotated as lymphocyte antigen 6 family member L. The record is from RefSeq and is a predicted model, not a curated record. NCBI's taxonomy places the organism in Eukaryota, Metazoa, Chordata, Mammalia, Rodentia, Cricetidae. The transcript is spliced from 3 exons. Gene Ontology annotation, cellular component: plasma membrane. Bases 10 to 432 code for a protein of 140 amino acids.
CACGGAGUCAUGACCCAGCUGUUCCUGGCACUCUGGGCGUCCCUGGUGUCUGUGGAACUUGCCCGAGGCUUUGAGAUCAUGACUCCAGCCCCAAACCUGAGCUGCUUCCAGUGCUUCAAGGUCCAACAGCCCAACCAGUGUCGGCCCAUAAUAUGCCAGCCAAACGAAAAAGUCUGCCAGAGCAACGAGAUUCUCCUUUACUCAAAUUCAAUGAGCAAAGCACAGAUCAGCAAGCGCUGUGCUGUCCAAUGUUCCAACACCAACAGUCAGUUUGAGUGGACACUGAACAGAGGAAUUAAGGGCAGGAUCACCAGGCGAUGUUGUUCAAUUCCUCUCUGCAACAGAGCACCUGACACCCAGAAAAGGUUCGGGGCCCGGCCAGGAAGGAUCCUGCUGCCAAUGGGUCUGGGCCUCUUCUUCACCCUAUUGUGAGGACAUCCCCCACCCCUGUAGCACCUCAAGUGGCUAUCCCACCUCCAUCCACCUGAGGACUUGAAAGGUGAUGCUCAGUCCCUGAGGUGGAAGGGAGGGCACCAUAACCUUUGCUUAGGACCCAGCAGUCUGCUCCUAUUCAGCAUCUUGGCUCCUCAUGGAGAUAGACAAGGGAGUAUUUCCAAUGCAGGUCACAGGAUGGUUUGAGAAAGCUCUUGACCCUUGACACAAUGUGCAACUCUGUGAGUGGCAGAAUGAACCUGGUGAAGCCAGAGGUGCAGCCACACUUUGA